AUGGCGAGAAAGAUGUUCCUGCUCAGUUUUCUCGUGUUAUAUUGUUGGAGAAGCGAGGGUUUUACGUCUAGAUCGAGAAGACAGAUAUUGUUCCCGCCGCCAAUCGUCUACCCAUAUGGAGGAACAUUCAAGCUCAUCGUGGGAUUUGCAGUGCCCGUACAGCUCUCAGGCAGGAUUUUAGUUUACGGGCAGAACUUACAGUUCCAAUACCUCUUGCCGCAGAACGCGACACUCUUCACGGAGUUCUUCGCAUCGUCGUCUUCGCGACGACGACGUGAAAGCGUUAGCUGGAACGAAAGAAUGACCGUCUACCGUCUCUUGGAGGAGGAAUUCGAGAGAAGGGGAAUAGAUGGAAGAGAAUGCAUGAAGAAGAGCAUAUGCGAAACGGCAACGAUGCCUUUAGAGGACGAGGGACUUGUAGGGGAAUUGUUGCACCUUUUGCUCACGCCUCGAAAAAGCGACACACCAUUAGACUCCGAGUAUUUACAAGCACUAGAAUUUGGACGAGAAUAUCAGGAUUGCUCGGGGAUCUACAGAUCGUGUCUUCCUGGUCAAGGAAUUUUAGAUUACAUUUCAAAAAUAAUAUAA
Molecule: messenger RNA, 588 nt
Organism: Temnothorax curvispinosus
Lineage: Eukaryota; Metazoa; Arthropoda; Insecta; Hymenoptera; Formicidae
Exons: 4
Coding region: 1-588 (195 amino acids)
Source: RefSeq, a predicted model, not a curated record